This is a messenger RNA of Prorocentrum cordatum, 405 nucleotides long. The record is from the annotation of a GenBank genome assembly. Lineage: Eukaryota; Dinophyceae; Prorocentrales; Prorocentraceae.
GCGGCCAUCGGAAGCAGUGCACAGCACGCGCCGCUGGGGGGCCCCGCAGGCCUGCGCGCCGGGAGCCCGCAGGCGCUGGGUGCCACCCUCGAGACCUUCGGGCAGCACGUCGAUCAGCGAAUCCAGGGGGUUGAGGACAAGGCUGACUGGGCGCUCCGGGACGCCGACGACCUCGAGACUGGCGUACACCGCCAGAUGGUUGAGCUCAAGAAGAAAGAGGACGCCACAGACAAGGCCCUGGCGGAGCUCAGGAAGAAGCAUGACGAAACCGACAAGGCAGUGAAGGACCUCCGGCAGCGCGCCUCGCCCGCGCCCCCGCCGAGGGGCCGCGCACCGCAGCGCCUCCAGCAGCCCGCCAUCCCGUACGAGCAGCGCACUGUUGUCCGCGUCGGCAACCUCGCAUAA